Molecule: messenger RNA, 3914 nt
Organism: Esox lucius (northern pike)
Lineage: Eukaryota; Metazoa; Chordata; Actinopteri; Esociformes; Esocidae
Gene: jakmip1
Product: janus kinase and microtubule interacting protein 1
Exons: 23
Coding region: 694-3393 (899 amino acids)
Molecular function (GO): microtubule binding; kinase binding; GABA receptor binding
Source: RefSeq, a predicted model, not a curated record
CGCUCUUUACCGUGAGGUGUCAUUCUUGAACACGCAGUCAGGUGUCGCGGGUCUUUUGCGUUACCGGCGACGUCCGUGAGUUUCCCUACGUUCACGUACGUUGCGUUGUUUUUUCCUUUCCGUUUUUAUAACCCGGGUAGCUGGAUGAAAUGUUUUGAGAGAAAGCUGACGUCGUGUAGGCGUGGUAUGUGCCAGCGUGCCGGGUGUGCACUGAAACCCUAAGCGGAACCGUGAAACCAGUUAGGCUACCACGUUUUAGAUGUAAUUUAGCUUACAUCUUACAGACCGUAAUCUUUCGCCGCCAGUUAGAAAGAGUCAUAGUACGCGAUUUGAUAGGGCUGGUUUGCAACUCGCCUGCAUAACGGAAAAAGAACGCCCAACUGCACAGCAUCUCAUAUCGAGGUGAGGUGUGCGCGCUCUCUCCGAACGACGCCAAAGCAUUGCUGCGGUAGUGGAUGUAAAACUAGCAACCAGCAACGUUUAACCUCUGUCGGGGAACCAGAUAGACAAGUCCAUCCCUCCCUUGAUGAUUGACACCAUUUAAGACGGGCCGGAUCCUCUGUCGGUGAUGUAGAUGAGGAUGAUGACGGAAAAGAAGGAAGUCUGUGUGGGGAGGAAGAGCAGCACUUGACUCUCCUCUCUUCCACUUCCUCAUUCACUUUGAGCCAAACCCUUUGAUUGGGUGGCCCUGGUAUGAUGUCAUCAACCACACCCACCUCAGCCCCACCUCCCAAGAAGACACGCGGGAAAGACAGGACUGAUGUCAUGGGCGACUCGGUGCCAACAGCCAAUGAGGACCUCCGGAGCAAGCUGAUGGACAUUCAGAUAGAACUGCAGCAGGAGAAGAGCAAGGUCUCUAAGCUGAGGGAGCGUCUGCAGGAGCAAAGGCUGGCCAGGGAACUGGAGCAGCACAAACACACGGUGCUCCUCACCGACCUCCGCGCCAAGCUGCACGAGGAGAAGCUCCGCGAGCUGGCCUCCGCCCGUGAGGCGUUGGCACGGCAACACGAACUGGAGCUGGCACGGACCAUUAAGAUCCGUGACGGGGAGGUGCAGCGGCUGCAGGGCCUGGUGAACGCCCUGAGGGACGGGGCGGCUGACAAGCUGAAGAGUGCCCUGCUAGGGGAGGCUCGGGAGGAGGCCAGGAGGGCCUUCGAUGGGGAGCGACUCAAACUGCAGCAGGAGAUCCUGAAGCAGGAGACUGCGCGGAAGCAGGUUGAGGAAGCCCUGGCCAAUGCGCUGCAGGCAGACAAGGCCAAAGCGGCCGAUCUCCGAACGGCUUACCAACAGCACCAGGAUGAGGUCAACCGCAUCAAAAGGGACUGCGAGAGAGACAUCCGCCGUGUGAUGGAUGAGUUGAAGGCAAAGGACCGGGUGGUGUCGGCGCUGGAACGGGAGCUGGGGGUGCAGGCUGGUUACGCCCAGAAGCUCCAGCUGCAGAAGGAGGCUCUGGAUGAGCAGCUGGGUCAGGUCAGGGAGGCGGAGAGGCACCAUGGCAGUCCAAAGAGAGAGGUGGUGCCUGUGUUUGGAGACACACAAGACUACCUCAACAACCAGGAGGUGGAAGAUCUUCGGGAUGCCAGGAGGUUUCAGCUGAAGAUAGCUGAGCUCCACUCAGUCAUCAGAAAGCUGGAGGACAGGAAUGCACUGCUGGCAGAUGAGAGAAAUGAACUUUUGAAGCGGGUACGUGAGGCAGAGAGUCAGAUGAAACCCCUGUUAGAUAAGUAUAAGAGGAUGUCUAAGAAGAAUGAUGACCUUCUGCAAACUCUGCAGCGCAUGGAGGAGAAACUGAAGAACCUCAGCAGAGAGAACGCUGAGAUGAAGGAGAAGGUGAGCUCCCGUUCCCAGCAGCAGCCGCAGCAGCUGAGGAGGCCCACCUCCCUCACAGACCUAAGCCACGCUCACGAGGAGCAGGAAGUGGAGUUCCUCAAGCUGCAGGUUGCCGAGCAACGAGGUGUCAUCGACGAGCUCACGCAGGAACGUGACAAACUGAUGAUCUGCAAAAAGAACAGAAGAAAAAACUUCAAGCUCCCACCUAAAAGGCAUGUUGUGGAGACAUAUUUUGGAUUUGACGAGGAGUCCGUGGACUCUGAGACGUCGUCUCUGACCUCGUACAACACCGACCUUACAGACCGCACCCCUGCCACGCCCGAGGAAGAUCUGGAGGAUGGUGUGUCCCGUGAAGAGGCUGAACUGAGGUUCAGACAGCUGACCAGAGAGUACCAGGCUCUCCAGCGGGCCUACGCCCUUUUACAGGAACAGACUGGGGGGUCCCAUGAUGCCGAGAGAGAGGCCAAGAACCGUGAGCAGCUGCAGGCGGAUCUGAUUGGCUACCAGGCUAAGAUUGCCGACCUGGAGAAGGCUUUGGCAGAGAAGGGGCAGGACUCUAAGUGGGUGGAGGAGAAGCAGUACCUCAUUAGGACCAAUCAGGAACUCCACGAGAAGAUGUGUGUGUUGCAGCAGGCCGAGUCAAAACUUAAGGCGGAGGUGCAAGAUGCGAGGGAUCAGAAUGAGCUUCUGGAGUUCAGAGUGCUGGAGCUGGAAGAGAGGGAACGCAGGUCACCCGCCAUGGGCUUUCACAUGACUUCCUUCCCAGAAAACACCACAAGUGCUCUGCAGAUAUACUGCCACCAGGAGGGGAUCAAGGACGUGGUUAUUCCAGACCUGAUGAAGAAGUUGGAUAUCCUGGGAGAUAAUGGGAACUUGCGUAACGAGGAGCAGGUUGUUGUCAUCCAGGCGGGCACGGUUCUGUCAAUGUGUGAGAAGUGGCUGAAGCAGAUCGACAGCACAGAGGCAGCCCUGACCCAGAAGAUGAUUGAUCUGGAAAGUGAGAAGGACCUGUUCAGUAAGCAGAAGGGUUUCCUGGAGGAGGAGCUGGACUACAGGAAGCAGGCCCUGGAUCAGGCCUACAUGAGGAUCGCCGAGCUGGAGGCUACGCUGUAUAGCGCCCUGCAGCAGGAGCCGGGAGGGCGCGCGCUGGAUGAGUCCCUGUCGGACAGGCAGAGGGAGGAGCUGGGGCUCGCUGUGGACAAACUGCGGAGGCAGAUACUGAGGCAGAGCCGCCAGUAUGACAGUCAGGUCUUACAGGAGCGCAUGGAGCUCCUGCAGCAGGCCCAGCAGAGAAUACGACAGUUGGAAGACAUGAUUGAGAUGCAAAAGAGACAAGUCAAGGAAAUAGAAGAAAAGCUUUUAUCCUUUGGCCUUAAUGACACCGACAUUGACCGGCAUCAGGUGCUAAGGCGCUCAGGUGGAGUGAGGAAUAUACACACAACAUAUUUAUUUUGUAUGCAUUUCUACAUGGUUCACAAACCUUAUGGCCUUUUUGAUAAACAUGCACUUUUUUCGAAGACCCUACCCCGGAAUGCAAAACAAAACUAUGACUUUGAAAAGUGAACAAAUAUCUGAAGAUGACUGGUGAAGAGGUAUAUCAUUGUUUUUUUUGUAUAGAAAGGAUGUCUCCCCUGUCAUUUAUGGAAGUGAAAGAUUUUUUUACAAAGUCUGAUGUGAGUUCUGAAAAGCAUGAACAAUAUAACUGGAUAACUUAAGCUACUAGAUGAAUAAAGAAACUGGGAGAGAUGGAAAGAUGGAGACAGUGCCUGAAAUGAAUUUAGAGCCAGACAACAAAAAAGUGCAAUCAAAGAGGAGAGAGAAGUAGUAGAAGGAGAAGCAGGAGAAAGAUGGGGAGGAGUAAAGGUAGCAGGAGGACCUUUUAACACAGACCAACCCAGUCCUGUACAAAUGACCUUCCCAGAAAGCUCAGUGCAUUAAGGUCUCCAUGGAAACGGCAGUCACAGCCGCUUUCAAAGAGUAAGAAAGUGAAAGCUUUGGACUUUGGAGUCAUCUGUAAUCUAACAUCGGUCACCAGAGGACUGAGGAGACAGGGGGAGUCCGUUGAACACCACAAAGAAUCAUCU